Vanessa atalanta (red admiral) is the source of this 786-nucleotide messenger RNA. It is a transcript of the gene CPH4, whose product is annotated as cuticle protein 1-like. The transcript is spliced from 2 exons. NCBI's taxonomy places the organism in Eukaryota, Metazoa, Arthropoda, Insecta, Lepidoptera, Nymphalidae. The record is from RefSeq and is a predicted model, not a curated record. The coding region runs from base 36 to 509 and encodes 157 amino acids.
AGUAGCUCACGAGUAGUCUGACAAAGAAGUUCACGAUGAGAUUUCUGAUUGCUUUCGUUGCCAUCCUGGGCUAUGCUUCGGCUAGCGCCAUCAUCUCCCCCCUGGUAUACGGAGCCAACGCUGGUGACGUCCAGGCCGCGGCCAUCGACGCUACCGUAGCCGCUCAGGACACCGUCCGCGCUAUUGGUGAAGGACAGGCCCGCGCCGCCGAAGCCGUGAUCCAGCACAACACCGAGGCAGUCCGUCAAGUCGCCGAGACCAACCGCAACCUCCACGAGAACGCUUACUGGGGCAACGUAGCCGCUUCCCAAAACCUCGUCGCCGCCGCUCAAUCCCAAGCCGCCGCCGUUGACGGUGCCGCCGCUGCCGUCCGCGCUGCGUACGCCGGUGCUGCCUACCCUUACGCCGCCGCUCCCUUGGCUUACGGCCACGCCCUCCCUUACGCCGCUGCUCCCCUCGGCUACGCCGCGUACGGAGCUUACGGUCUCCACGGUCUUCGCGCUUGGUAAAUUUCCGAUCAUAGCAUCACUUAGAUAGUGAUGUCGCCGUUCGGGAGUUGCCUCGACCAUGGUUGAGGAGGCGUCCGAACAUGCCUAGCUGUCGAUGGCAAUGUCUGUGGUUAGACAUAGAUAUUGUCAUCCCAGCUAGUCUUCAGAUCACCUCAUAGUAUCAAAGGUACCCGAUUGCUCAAUGAAAACACCACAAAGGUCUCACAGUAACUCUCUUUGUACAUAAGCGAAUCUCAUGCCAUCACUGCCAAAGUGUAAAUAAACACAUUUUUACAAA